GGCCCUGGCCCUGGCCCUGCCUCAGGCUGCCUCUGAGCCUGGUCCUGCAGCUCCGCCUCCUCCCAGACCUGGAUGCCCCUCCCAGCUCUGCCCGCCCCUGAGCGUGAGCCCCUCUCCGCUGACCCCCUGAGGGUAAACCCCUCCCCGCUGACCCCUGGCCUCUGUCCAGUGUUCCCAGGACUGCAGUCUGAGGAGUUCCUGCUGGACUCCAGCCCCGCCGCCAUGGGCAGCCCCGAGGGGCGCUUCCAUUUUGCCAUCGACCGCGGAGGCACCUUCACCGACGUCUUUGCCCAGUGCCCGGGGGGGCAUGUGCGGGUCCUGAAGCUGCUCUCAGAGGACCCUGCCAACUACGUGGACGCCAUGCCCAUGGGCCUGCCGUGCCCAUGGGGCGGCUUCCGAGACCUGCUGCACGUGGGCACCCAGGCCCGGGAGGACCUCUUCGACCUGGCGGUGCCCAUGCCCGAGAUGCUGUACGAAGAGGUGCUGGAGGUGGAAGAACGCGUAGUGCUGUAUCGUGGGGAGCCGGGCUCCGGGACGCCUGUCAAAGGCUGCACGGGGGACCUGCUGGAGGUGCAGCGGCCCGUGGACCUGGGGGCCCUGCGGGGGAAGCUGGAGGGGCUCCUNNUCUGCGGCAUCCGCAGCCUGGCGGUGGUCCUCAUGCACUCCUACACGCAGGUGCUGUUCAUGCGCUCCGAUGGCGGCCUGGCGCCCAUGGACGCCUUCAGUGGUUCCCGCGCGGUGUUGUCCGGCCCCGCUGGGGGCGUGGUUGGCUACUCUGCCACUACCUACCAGGCCGAGGGUGGCCAGCCUGUCAUCGGCUUUGACAUGGGAGGCACAUCCACCGACGUGAGCCGCUACGCGGGGGAGUUCGAGCACGUCUUUGAGGCCAGCACGGCCGGCGUCACCCUCCAGGCCCCCCAGUUGGACAUCAACACGGUCGCAGCUGGCGGGGGCUCCCGCCUCUUCUUCAGGUCUGGCCUAUUUGUGGUGGGGCCGGAGUCUGCAGGAGCCCACCCUGGCCCCGCCUGCUACCGUAAAGGGGGCCCCGUGACCGUGACGGAUGCUAAUCUGGUUCUGGGCCGCCUGCUGCCUGCCUCCUUUCCCUGCAUCUUUGGGCCGGGAGAGGACCAGCCUCUGUCUCCGGAGGCCUCCCGGAAGGCCCUGGAGGCUGUGGCCGCCGACAUCAACAGCUUCCUGACCAACGGGCCUUGCCCCGCCUCCCCACUGAGCCUAGAGGAGGUGGCCAUGGGGUUCGUGCGUGUGGCCAACGAGGCCAUGUGCCGGCCCAUCCGCGCCCUCACGCAGGCACGAGGUCACGACCCCUCGGCACAUGUGCUGGCCUGCUUCGGAGGAGCUGGCGGGCAGCAUGCCUGUGCCAUCGCCCGGGCCCUGGGCAUGGACACUGUGUACAUUCACAGACCGCUCCCUCGGGCCGGCGGGCGCAGGUACAUGAGGGAGUUUGGCUUCGUCAUCCCUGAGCGGUCGGUGGUGGUGGACGAUGUGCGGGUGAGGGGCACUGGCUGCAGCGGCCUUCGCCUGGAGGACGUCGCCAAAGCCCAGAUGGGGCCCCCUCGGGUAGACAAGAUGACCCAGUGCUACUUUGAGGGGGGCUAUCAGGAGACCCCCGUGUUCCUGCUGGGAGAGCUGGGCUACGGGCACAAGCUCCAGGGACCCUGCCUGAUCAUCGACAGCAACAGCACCAUCCUGGUGGAACCGGGCUGCCAGGCAGAGGUGACGGAGACCGGGGACAUCCGCAUCUCGGUGGGGGCCGAGACCUCCGGCACGGUGGGCGCCCAGCUCGACCCCAUCCACCUGUCCAUCUUCUCACACCGCUUCAUGAGCAUCGCGGAGCAGAUGGGCCGCAUCCUGCAGCGCACGGCCAUCUCCACCAACAUCAAGGAGCGCCUGGACUUCUCCUGCGCCCUCUUCGGGCCCGACGGGGGGCUGGUCUCCAACGCCCCCCACAUCCCUGUGCACCUGGGCGCCAUGCAGGAGACCGUGCAGUUCCAGGUUGGCCAGGUCCCUCUUCCCGCCCUUCUCAUCUGCCCCACCCCCAGCCCGCCCCUUCUCCUCCCCCAACCUGUGUUCUGGCCGGGUCAGACUCGACCUGUGUUCUAUGUGGCCAGCCGCGGGCACCACGCCGACAUUGGGGGCAUCACCCCAGGCUCCAUGCCCCCGCACUCCACCGCCCUGCAGCAGGAGGGCGCUGUCUUUCUGUCGUUUAAACUUGUCCAGGGAGGCGUGUUCCAGGAGGAGGCGGUCACCGAGGCCCUGCAGGCCCCAGGCAAGAUUCCCGGCUGCAGUGGGACGCGGAACCUGCACGACAACCUGUCAGAUCUCCGGGCCCAGGUGGCAGCCAACCAGAAGGGCAUCCAGCUGGUGGGGGAGCUCAUCGGGCAGUACGGCCUGGAUGUGGUGCAGGCCUACAUGGGCCACAUUCAGGCCAACGCGGAGCUGGCCGUGCGGGACAUGCUUCGGGCCUUCGGGUCCUCCCGGCAGGCCCGGGGCCUGCCUCUGGAGGUGUCUGCCGAGGACCACAUGGACGAUGGCUCCCCCAUCAGACUCCGCGUGCACAUCAACCUGAGUCAGGGCAGCGCGGUGUUUGACUUCAGCGGCACGGGGCCUGAAGUGUUUGGCAACCUGAACGCACCGCGGGCCAUCACGCUGUCUGCGCUCAUCUACUGCCUGCGCUGUCUGGUGGGCCGCGACAUUCCGCUCAACCAGGGCUGCCUGGUUCCGGUCCGCGUCGUGAUUCCCAAAGGCUCCAUCCUGGACCCUUCCCCGGAGGCUGCCGUGGUGGGCGGCAACGUGCUCACUUCGCAGCGCGUGGUGGACGUCAUCCUGGGGGCCUUUGGGGCCUGCGCCGCCUCCCAGGUGCGGCCCCGCGCCUCGUCUCUCCCUGCAGGGGGUGAGCCCGGUGCCCGCGGCCUAAACCUGCUGAUCCGCAAGGACGGCAGGACGGUGAAUCUGGGCGGGAAGACGUCGGUAUCCGUGUACCCCGGGGUAAGCUCUGUCUUCUGCCCCGUCCCGUCUCCCCAGCGGCGAUCGCCCCACGGAAGGGGCACAGAGUUGCAAAAGUAACUAGCGACCCGGUUUAAUUCGGCUUCUGGAGAAAAGGGGGCCGCAAACCCGGCUCCAUGGCUCGGGCUGGGCUGUGCAUGGGCUGCUGUGGGGAUGGGAC
This is a messenger RNA of Myotis brandtii (Brandt's bat), 3181 nucleotides long. RefSeq names its product 5-oxoprolinase (ATP-hydrolysing) (gene OPLAH). The record is from RefSeq and is a predicted model, not a curated record. Gene Ontology annotation, cellular component: cytosol. The transcript is spliced from 21 exons. NCBI's taxonomy places the organism in Eukaryota, Metazoa, Chordata, Mammalia, Chiroptera, Vespertilionidae. Gene Ontology annotation, biological process: glutathione metabolic process. Gene Ontology annotation, molecular function: 5-oxoprolinase (ATP-hydrolyzing) activity. The coding region runs from base 73 to 3081 and encodes 1002 amino acids.